AAAGUCAGUGAGAAGGUUGGCGGGGCAGAAGGAACCAAACUAGAUGAUGACUUCAAAGAAAUGGAAAAGAAGGUGGACGUCACCAGCAGAGCAGUGUUGGACAUCAUGACCAAAACUACAGAAUACCUACAACCCAAUCCAGCGUCCAGAGCCAAGCUGACUAUGAUCAACACCAUGUCAAAGAUCCGAGGGCAGGAAAAGGGACCUGGGUACCCGCAGGCUGAGACCGUCCUGGGCGAUGCCAUGUUGAAGUUCGGACGGGAGUUAGGGGAGGAGUCCACCUUCGGUUUGGCGCUGAUCGACGCCAGCGAGGCGAUGAAGGAGCUCGGGGAGGUGAAGGACGCUCUCGACAUGGAGGUCAAACAGAACUUCAUCGACCCGCUGCAGAACCUCCACGAUAAAGACCUAAAAGAGAUACAGCACCAUUUGAAGAAGAUGGAGGGCCGGCGUCUGGACUUCGACUACAAGAAGAAGCGUCAGGGGAAAGUCCAGGACGACGAAAUCAAACAGGCGCUGGAGAAGUUCGACGAGAGCAAAGAGAUCGCAGAGCAGAGCAUGUUUAACCUGCUGGAGAGCGAUAUAGAGCAGGUUAGCCAGCUGGCAGCGCUGGUUCAAGCUCAGUUGGAAUACCACAGCCGCUCUGCUGAAAUCCUGCAACAGCUCUCCAGCAAGAUGGAGGAGAGGAUAAAAGAAGUGUCCAGUAAACCGAGGAAGGAGUACACUCCUAAACCCAGAAUGACCCUGGAGCUGCUGCCCCCCAGCGAGAGCCACAACGGAGGGAUACACUCUGCCAAAUCGCCCGGAAGAUCACCAGCCCCCAUGGACCAGCCCUGUUGCCGAGCACUCUACGACUUCGAACCCGAGAAUGAGGGCGAGCUGGGCUUUAAAGAGGGCGACGUCAUCACCCUGACCAACCAGAUCGACGACAACUGGUACGAAGGCAUGAUCAACGGCCAGUCGGGAUUCUUCCCAAUCAACUAUGUGGAUAUCCUGGUGCCGCUCCCUCAUUAGGUCCCGCCAAUGACCUGACCCUUCCCCCCUACCAAUCCAGACACCCCGAAAACAGCCUGUAUUUGCGUAAAACAACAAACCACGCCCUCCUUCUUCUUCUUCUUCUGUGCUUCUGUGCGAUUCUGCUUUCACAAAACGGACCAAAAUGACUGCAACAGAGACGGAGAUGGUGUGGACGAGGCGACGCAGUUGGACAGUGAUCGGAGGACAAGAGGAUUUUAGCGUGAGAGAUGCAGAAGAGAGGGAGAAGAGAGGGACUGAAAGAGAUGAGAAGAUGAGGAGAUGCUGAUCUUUUACAGCACAGUGCUCACUCAGUAGUGCUCCGUUCAGCCGGGCAGCGCUCGAUACCAAUGAGGCUUUGGAGACUUGCGAAUAAGGCACAGUGUAUCUGUAUGUGCAUGUAUGUGUCUGUAUGUGCGUUUCGACCUGUUCUUACUCUAUAAUGAUCAAGCCAGCACAAAUUCCUGCUAGUCAGUUAAACUGCCUAACAGCUUUUUUGUGAUACUGUCUUCUUCUUAAGUUUCUUGCUGUCUUUCUCUGAAAGUACUUCUGUCUUUUCUACCUUGACUUGCCUUCCUGUGCUUUUCUUCAGCCCUAGAUUUCUCUAAACUUUGUCUUUCUUUGUUCCUUCUUUCCUUGGCUAGCACUGCCUUUCAGCAUGGCUCCAUACUGUAAACAGACCUCUAACCCAUGAUCCAGAGCUACAGUAGGUCAUCAGACCCUCCUGGUUUUGUUUGAGUACCCUUGUUACAUACUCUGCCUUUUCUCAGAGUCUGCAUCAGAUCUCUGGCUGUAAGCAUGAACCAGCCAAAUCAAAGAUUUGAGGGACAAGAUGCCAGUGAAAUUUGGUUUUCGGGAGUACGUCGUCAGAAUUAAGCCGUUUCUGCAACAAGUAGAUUUUUCCAGAAUGAAGAAGAGAAUACUUGGUCGCUUGUUUUGAAACCUGUUUAUCUUAUAAUGGGAAUUAUAGCAGGUUUGAGGGUCAAGAAACUCAUUAAACUCAUCAUUAAACAUGUCAGCUCAAGCGAUGAAAAUGAAAACUCUGGGGUACAUGAUUUCUCCGACAGCAGCGAUAUGCUAACACAACCAGCACAGGCCAGUUGUAUUGAACAGAACUUUUCACCAGGUUGGCGCACAGAUGAGUCAUGGGUUAUUACCGCAGGCAUAGAGGAAAAGAUGCUUGUUUUUUCUCUGUAUACUAUUUUGAGUUACCCAUUCACAGUGUUUUGUGUUUACUGUGUGGAGUAGAUGCUUGUUGAUUUGUCUUAUUCGUGGCUCUUGCAUGCAAGACUGAACAGUGGUAGCUUCUCUAAAAGUCCUGUUUUAACAUGAAUAAUACUCAUUGUGUCCGCAACAAAUCCUACAUUAAGACAUCAUGUGAUUUUCCCACUGCCCUUAACUCUACUAAACAUUCUAGAACUCGCAGAAAUUCUAGAGUGCUGACAGAAUUCUGGAACCUUCAGAACACUCUUGAUAUCUCUAUGUCUUAGACUUAUUUAAACAUUCUAGAAGCUUGGCAACAUUCUGUACCUCUCAGAACAUUACAUCAACUGAAAUGUCUCUGUAAAGUUUGUCAACCCAAGUAUUAGAAUAACUGAACAUUAUAGUACCUUGACAGUAUUCUCACCCACAGAAUAAUCUAGAAAUUUUUGAUCGUUACAGAAUCUUCAGUUCAGACAAAAGAUUCGCAACAAGACAAGUUGAAACUUGCAGCUAUCUGCAAAGUGCCAGUCUGCAACAUUAUGAAACCUGCCAGUUUAACCAAUAUGACUAGACGAGACGUAUAUCGCCUUUAUAGCAACGACUCUCUGUACCUCUGUCCUAACUGCCAGCUUUUUAGGCUUUUUAUGUAGCUGGAUAUCAUUUGUAGUAUCUUAUAAUAUGAAUGAGGAUAGUGUGUUACUUGCUACAUUUUUAGUAUUGAUCGAAUGGCGAAAACAUAAAAAACCGAGGGGGUCGAGAAUUUGGAACCGUCCAUGGGUGCUUCAACGAAAUACCCAGGGGGGUCAUUUCAUACAGACAUGGCAGUUCCUUAAACAAAUUGAUGAGGUGAUCCUCUCUUUCCUCUGUCAAAAACUUGACCAGCUGACUAUGCUACGAGCUGAUUGGCUGUUGAAACAGGUGAUGUGCCUUAAGUUCUAAAACCAGCCCCUGGUGAGACAAGCUGAGCAAGGCCAUCAGCCACUUCGAGUCGAGCUGAGAGGGGCCAGUGCACACCACUGCAAAGUUCUCAAUCGGUUUCGUCUCGUCGUGAAUCUUUGAUCUGAACUGAGCUGAAGAAAUUUUAAACAUAAUAGAACCUUUGGGAACCUUAUAAACAUCCUGCAGUGUUCUCAUUAGAAUAUUCUAGAACCCUCAACCCUCAAGUUCCUAUUAGGUUAAAAAAGCAGUCAAUAUUAGUGGUAACUGUUAGCAUCACAUACAGUAUAAAGUGGGACUGUUACUCCACCAAAGUGCUGCCUACCUAUGUGUGCAUGUACCAGCAGUAUUCUUUCGAAGGCCAGUAUUAAGGAGUCUACUCUGACAAAGACCUUAUGAAAAAGGUCAGUUUUAUUUAACGUUAAAGGCUCUUUAAUAAUUGGCACUUCAUUACUGAUUUUAGAUUAAACAAAUAGUGACAACUGCAUUUGAGUUCAACAGCAAUGGAAAUGUUCUAGCAAUGUUAACAGAUCUGUUCAAAUUCAGUAUGGUGCUGGGUUUUUAUCGACUCCAUUGUACAUAACAAAACUGAAUAGUUUCAAAGACCAGUUAUGGCGUAGGAGGCUGAAGUCAGUCAGAUGGAUAGAAUCAUUAUUCUAUCAUUUACCAUGCUAACAUUUUUCAAAUUAAAACAGAAAUUUAAUGGAUAUUAUAAAAUCAAAAAGCUUAGGGUUUUUCUAUCCAGGCAUUAUUUACUACGUCGUCAAACAGCGGCAGGAAUCUGUGCUAGCAUGGCUAAUGCUAAUGUGCCCGUUGUGGCUAACCAGCUAGCCUUUUCGCUUCACAUUCCCGUACUUGCGUUUUUGUGAUGCAGUGUUGAGCAGAAUACAUAAAAACUAAAAGUUUAAAAUGUACAGAUACUUCAUUUUUUGUAUUCUGAAGCUGUAUUCUAAGUACUCGUGUUCCAUCACAACAAAGUGUCAAGAUGCUACUGUAGCUGUUUUUUGCUAAGUCCAUUGUCAAAAAAAAAUUCAAGUAGUGGGACUUUUGUGCAAGCUGCAAUGUUUGUGUUUCUUAAGCUACGUGUCAGAGCCAUACGAUGGGUCACAUCGGUCCGGUUCUUGACAAGUUAGUUGACAAUAGUAAUAAUUUAACAGAAGAAAUAUUUUAUUAAAUAUUUGGUAGGAGGUGGGAAAUAGUUUAAGAGCUCCUCUCUAAAAGCUAAUAAUGGUGUUUUGGACACAAAUAGUAAUAAUGAAAAAAAUAUAAUCUAUCAACAGUCAAUAAACAUUGAAUAGGCAAUAAAUGGUGAUCUAACAAUAAAAUGUUUCAAUAAGUGGAGGAGAUGGCUCUGAAGGAAAAUCUAUCUAUCUAUCUAUCUAUCUAUCUGAAGAGCUUUAGAACUUAGACAUCUCUUCCAUUGCCAAAGCACAUAUGCGACAGCAACAAUACAAUCACAAACCGAGUAAAACAAGCUAAUAGUCUUUCUCUCGUUCUCUUUCCGCCACAUAACCUGCUUUUCUGUAAUUGUAAUUUUUAAGUGUUCAGUGUUUUUUUCUUUUAUUUCCUUCAUUUUGUCUUUGUAUUCUGAGUCUGAAACACGGUUUUCUGAGUCCGCCUGUGAAAAGUCUGUGAGCUGCAUGCAACUGAACCGCUUUACGUCUGCUGUUUUGAGAUGGUUUCCAAAAGAAAUUUAAAUAAAAGGGGGGGGGGGGGGUUCGUCCUGCUGGCUUUUUUCUCACGCUGCAGUGAGCCUAUGUUAACUGACACCCCUCUAUUGUUCUUUUAAUGUAUUUAUUUUUUAUCUUUUGACUUGGUUAAGCUAUAUUUGUAUAGUACUCCUCUUCAAAUUACAAAGUGCUUUAAGACUUUUUUGAGUAUUGAAUGUUUUCAUUUCUUUUGAACCUUUUGCUUUUUGUCUUUUUUUUGUUGUCUUUUGUGCUGAUUUGCCCUCUAUGGCGACAUGUAUUCUAACCUCAAUGAGGGACUUGUACAGUGUUUAUGCUCCAUUUUCCCUUUUCACCUAAAUGAGAGUCAGACCUCGGCCACGUUACCUGCCUGAAGUUAACGUCCACAUCGUUCUCGGACAGAGACAUGACGCCUCUGAAAGCAGAAAUAUUCUCAUUGUUUGGAUAAACUUCGGUUCAGGCACCACUGAAUACAUGUUGGCUGUUUCUAAUGUAAUGACAAAUCAGAACUCAAUAGUUCUCAUUUAAAGUACAUAUUAAGAGACGACUGUUACGUACGUUUGAUUUUCAAACGUAACUGAAAAUAAUAAGCCAAGCAGUUUGGCUAAAUUAAAUGAUGGUUUUACAUAAAUAAGCCAUUAAUAAACAAGUAAAUCACACAAAAUGCAUAAAGAAAUCCUUUAAACAUUUUGGGAAAUACUUUAUUUCACUUUCUUGCUAAGAAUUAGAUGAGAAAAUUGAUACCACUCUCAUAUCUGUGCGUUUAAUAUGAAUCUAGCACUAGCAGCCUGCUAACUUGGCCUAGCUUAAAGGCUGGAUGGCCCGUUCCUGUCCAAUGGCUAAAAAUUAUUAAUUAACUGGUUGAAGGAAUAGUUUGCCAUUUUGGGAAAUAUGCUAAUUUGCUGAGACUCUUAUGUCUGUUUCGGUAAAUAAUGAAGUUUAAGCUAACUUAGCCUAGCUUAAAUACUGGAAACAGGUAAACAGCUAGCCUGGCUGUGUCUAAUUAGUGAAUAAAUCUUAAAUCUGGGGUAAAAACAAUUAAACAUUUAAGAGAUAAAAUCACUUGUUUCAUGUGUAGUGAACCACUGACGGUCCAGAAUCACGAAUACAUUUUAAACACCAAUCAUCAUCGUUUAUGUUUUGUUUAUAUUUGUAACAAAAGUUCCUCUUUAGUCUUUGGAAUUUGCCAGUUUAGCUAACGUUUAGGCCCCGCCCGCUGAUUUUUAAGUGAACCAAUGAGAUUACUUCUGCUCUCGGGGGUUGCUAUAGCUUUAAAGAAACAAACCGUACAGUCUGCGUUAUGGUUGUAAUAACGUGGUCUUGGUCCGACCUGAGGCUGUGUUACAUUAUACUGUAUGCCUCGUGGCUGUAUAAAAUAGCCCCUAUGGAACCUGGUGUCUUCUGGUGAAGGUGUGUAUGUGAGUAUAUACACACCUUGUUGCUAUUUAUUUACGUAUUGUAUGUAUUCAUUUAAAUUAUUUAUUUAUUUAUUCCUGCGUCCUCUAUUUAUUGUUUCGGCACCUGUGACGCGCGUAUUUGGCGGUCGUCAGUACAUUGGUGUAUGAU
Messenger RNA from Morone saxatilis (striped sea-bass), 6404 nucleotides. RefSeq names its product endophilin-A1-like. Gene Ontology annotation, biological process: synaptic vesicle uncoating. Gene Ontology annotation, cellular component: cytoplasm; glutamatergic synapse; presynapse. Gene Ontology annotation, molecular function: protein binding. Lineage: Eukaryota; Metazoa; Chordata; Actinopteri; Moronidae. The record is from RefSeq and is a predicted model, not a curated record.